CCCCCUCGUCCUCCUCCCUCACUUCCUCACCCUCUUCCUCAUCUGUUUGACCUGAUCAUCAAUAAUCAAAACCUGCUCCUGUAUGAGUGUUUAUUCUGAGUCCACUCGUCCUCACCACCAGUUCGUUGUUGUUGUUUUCUUCAUCCGCACAUCUUCAGCUUCCUCUUUCUGGAAACUCAACCAAGUCACACCGUCUCCACUGCGUUCCUUUCAUGCCCACAAAAAAUGGAUGACAUGCAGGAUGGGGUUCAGAUCGGGGAGAACAGAUUCAUCAGCAAGGUGACUCUCCUCUCCUAUCUAAAGACAUAUAAUCUCUACUAUGAAGGACAGAAUCUUCAGCUCAGACACAGAGAAGAAGAAGAGGAGCUGAUUGUUGAAGGUUUGCUGAAUAUUUUCUGGGGUCUCCGCCGACCAAUCAGGCUUCAGAUGCAGGAUGACCACGAGCGAAUCCGACCGCCCCCCUCCUCCACAUCCUGGCACUCGGGCUGUAAUCUGGACAGUCAGGGUUCCCCCAACAGCACAGAUGGACAGACACAGCAGAACCCACCCACAGUGGAGGUGACGCCGCCUGAAAGCCAACCAGAGGACAACGGUGUGGAAGAGCAACAGUCAGAUGAGGAGAGUGAGACGUCGGCUCAGCUGCUACGAACUAAGAGCGAUGCUGGAAUCUUAAGACGUGGUCAGCGACGGUCACCCAGUGACCAGAGGAAAAUCCGACGCCAUCGAUUCUCCAUCAACGGACACUUCUACAACCACAAGACAGCAGUGUUCACUCCUGCCUACGGCUCGGUGACAAACGUCCGAAUCAACAGCUGCAUGAGGACGCCUCAGGUGAUCCGAGUCCUCCUCAACAAGUUCAAAAUAGAGAACAGUCCAGAUGAUUUCACGCUUUACCUCGUCCACGCCAGCGGAGAGCGUGUGAAGCUGAAGCGCAGCGACUACCCACUGGUGCUGAGGGUGAUGCAGGGUCCGUGUGAGCAGGUCUGCAAGGUCUUCCUCAUGGAAGCAGAUCUGGGUGAAGAAGUCACGUACGAUGUGGCGCAAUACAUAAAGUUUGAGAUGCCUGUCCUUCAGAGUUUUAUCACCAAACUGAAGGAGGAGGAGGACAGGGAGGUGCAGAAGCUGAGGAGGAGGUACAAUUCCCUGCGUGGUGUGAUUGAGAAGCAGCUUCAUUGCCUCCCAGAGGGGGCGAUGAUGUGAUACUCUCACAGUGGAGACAUGGUGAGGACUUCCUGAAGCACAUGGACUUUUUUUUCCAGAGUUUUAUAUCAUCCACACAGCUGUGGCCCUGAGUCAGUGAUCAUCCUGCUGCUGUGAAGUCCUUUCAAGUCACUUCACACCAAACUCAAACAUGCCAUCUAGGGGUAGGUCUCAGCGAUGGUCCCUGAAUGUCAUGCCGACACACCCAUCCACAUCAUGGAAUGAAUACAGACUUCUGUCAGUGGUUUCCUUCACACUUUUUUUGCAGAAUGAGCCUAAAGUGUGACUUCCUUUUUAAGUCCAAUCCUCCGAGCCAAAACCUUUGAUCAGUUCACAGCACAAGCGUCAUAUGAUAUAAUCUGAUCAAAGUGCCUGUUUACAGGUUUCUCCAAGCACAACGACAAGCUAGGCGGUUGUUGUUUUUAUUUAAAAUGUGACCAUAUUCAGUAUGCAUCAAAAUACGAGGAAUGAGGGGUUUAAAAUAAUCUUUCUUGGUUAUGUCGUUCACCUGGGAAUUUACUUUGGUAAUAACGUUCACUGAUUGGUUAUCAAUGACACCUUGUAUUACAGUUCUUUUUAGAUACAGACGCUGGUACUGAUCAACAUCCUGUCUCACUGUUGUGUUUCUGUAGAUGUAUUUAGAUCCAGUGAGCAACAGACUUUCAAAAUAAUAUUAUUGAUUUUCUAUUUUUAUUUUUUUUACAUUGUUAGGGGAAAUGAAAUUGUUGUAGGUGUUAAUUGUGCUUUAACUCAGCGGUCCCCAACCUUUUUUGUACCAAGAAAAACUGUCGGCCGGGACCGACCACUACUGCAGACUGGUUGUUUAGUUAUCAUUAAGGAUCGUUUAAUUUUCAAAAUAAAACGUUUUUUAGACUUCUGUUAGUACUGCAGUCUCAAUGACGUUAUUUUUAAACAUUGGCAGAUUGUCUUAAAAUUAAGAAAGCAAAUAGUGAGGAGAUUCUUUUUGAAUGAAGUAGAUUAGUAAAAAUAAAACACUGAACUGUGUCCAAUUGCUGUCCAGUAAGACAUUAUAUGCGGACCAAUAACGGUCCAUGUACUGGGGGUUAGGGAUCCCUGAACAUGUGAGACUUUCAGUGUUUUUACUGAUCAUUUGAAUCAUCUCUGAAGUGACAGGAGUUUAGCUUCAUACACUGAGUGAUAGAACUACCUGUAGUUUCAUCAGAUUUUAAUGUUUUUUUUUAAGCAAAACUGUUACUAUGGGCCCUUAGAAAAAUACAUGUAAACUCGUAACAA
This is a messenger RNA of Cynoglossus semilaevis (tongue sole), 2454 nucleotides long. It is a transcript of the gene rassf2a, whose product is annotated as Ras association domain family member 2a. The record is from RefSeq and is a predicted model, not a curated record. Bases 226 to 1200 code for a protein of 324 amino acids. Lineage: Eukaryota; Metazoa; Chordata; Actinopteri; Pleuronectiformes; Cynoglossidae. The transcript has 10 exons. Gene Ontology annotation, cellular component: cytoplasm; nucleus. Gene Ontology annotation, biological process: regulation of non-canonical NF-kappaB signal transduction; signal transduction; positive regulation of JNK cascade.